CAGGAAGUUAGCUUGGUAAUAACUGGGGAAUAAAAUAUAUCGCCAGCGCCACUAACACUGGAAGAAUUUUCUUUAAGAGACAGGAUGGAAGGGGCUGAUGGACAUGUGGAAUCUGAGCAAGCAACCAGCCUGCAAUAUCCAGUAUCCAUUGAUGUCACACUGGACACAGAGACACACCAAAAACCAUCCUGUCUGCAGCCAAUAUCCAGUGAUGUAACUGUGGAAAUACAGACAUACCAAAAAACAUCUAGCCUGCAGCCAGUAUCCAGUGAUGUCACAGUAGAAAGAGAGACACACCAAGAAACAUACUGCCUGCAAACAGUAUCCAGUGAUGCCACAGCAGGAUCACAGACAUGCCAACAGGAAACCCACAGUGACAUCUCUGAUCAAGAGGAGACAUUGGUGCUUCAAUUGUAUGCCAUUGACCCGUCAGAAAUCAGUCACGAGCAAUGCAAUGUUCCUGUUGUCUCGAAUGGAUCGCCUCUCAGGGGCAUAAUGAUCACCACAGAAAACAAAAAUGAGGAGAGUGUACUCAAAUACUCUACAACUCUAACCAACAGACAGCGUGGGAAUGAGGUCACAGCCCGACCAGCAACUUUAGACACUCUCUCAGUUCACCAGCUAGCUGCACAAGGGGAGGUAACCCAGCUUGCAGCACACCUGAGCAAAGACAGUUCUUUGGUAAACAGUCAAGAUGAACGGGGCUUCACGCCUCUCAUGUGGGCUGCGGCAUUUGGGGAGAUAGCAGUGGUCGAAUUCCUCCUGGAAAAGGGAGCAGAUCCAAAAACUCUGGCUCGCGAACGCGAGAGUGCCUUAUCAUUGGCAAGCUCCGGGGGCUAUGCCGACAUUGUUAGCAUCCUUCUCAAACGAGGGGUGGACAUCAACACGUAUGACUGGAAUGGUGGGACCCCUCUCCUCUACGCAGUACGAGGAAACCAUGUGAAGUGUGUGGAUACCCUCCUGGGUGGGUCUUUGCAUCUAACAAUGCUCUCACCUUACAACCCUGAGCUCUGUUUAUUCACUGUCACAUUUGGUGUUGCACUGUAUUUCAGCUGGUGGUGCAGACCUCACAGUGGAGGCAGACUCUGGAUACAGCCCUAUGGAUCUUGCUGUAGCUCUCGGACACAAAAAAGUGCAAAGGGUGAUUGAGGAUCACAUUUUGAAACUUCUGAAGCACAAAGCCUGAUCUUGGGACGCAGUGUCCCCUGUGUGAGGACAUUCCCCGAUUGGAGGUGCUCUGAAGAAAGGAAAGCCUGUCUACCUCGGCUCUGCUGGCAGAUUGCAAAACGAGGAGACAUGGAGGACUGGGCCAGACCCUGCACAGCAUUCCCCAGAUACAAAGGAGAGGCCCCAAGCAUUUCACUUCAAGAAGCACCUGUCUUUUUUCU
Molecule: messenger RNA, 1388 nt
Organism: Megalops cyprinoides (Indo-Pacific tarpon)
Lineage: Eukaryota; Metazoa; Chordata; Actinopteri; Elopiformes; Megalopidae
Gene: rfxank
Product: regulatory factor X-associated ankyrin-containing protein
Exons: 8
Coding region: 85-1149 (354 amino acids)
Biological process (GO): regulation of transcription by RNA polymerase II
Cellular component (GO): nucleus
Molecular function (GO): protein binding
Source: RefSeq, a predicted model, not a curated record